AUGGCUGCACCCCUGUUGCUGCGGCAAGGACGUUUUGGGGCGCUGAAGAUUGGGCUCCAAGCAGGGGUGCUUCGAGGACUUGCCUCUACUGUGUCUCUCUCUUCAAAAUCAGGAAAGAGUGAAAAGGGGCUGUCACCAAAUGCCAAGAAGCAAAGUCCACCAAAAAGACCCAUGGAUGCCGCACCUGUUGAGCCGUUUGACAAUACCACCUACAAGAAUCUCCAACACCAUGACUACAAUGUGUACACCUUCUUAGAUUUGAACCUGGACCUCUCAAAAUUCAGAAUGCCUCAGCCUGCCUCAGGAAGAGAAUCCCCAAGGCACUGA
This is a messenger RNA of Elephantulus edwardii (Cape elephant shrew), 327 nucleotides long. It is a transcript of the gene NDUFV3, whose product is annotated as NADH dehydrogenase (ubiquinone) flavoprotein 3, 10kDa. Gene Ontology annotation, cellular component: mitochondrion. The record is from RefSeq and is a predicted model, not a curated record. Gene Ontology annotation, biological process: mitochondrial ATP synthesis coupled electron transport. The coding region runs from base 1 to 327 and encodes 108 amino acids. Lineage: Eukaryota; Metazoa; Chordata; Mammalia; Macroscelidea; Macroscelididae. The transcript has 4 exons.